CACCGAUCCUCUUCUCAAUCCCAACCACUCGCGCGCUCGCCCUUCUUCUUCUUCUUCUUCUUCUCCUUAUCUUCUUCACCACCCUCGGCUCUCACUCAAGAUGGCCGCAGUCAACAGCGUGUCGCGCCUUGCGCUUCGCCGCAGCAUGGCCACCCAAUCGACCUGGGCCCAGCGCUCCGUCAACUCAGCACGGAGGACAUAUGCCACACCUAGCAAGAGCGCGACCUUGAAGGAGACUUUCGCAGCACAGCUUCCAGAGAAGAUCGAGCAGAUCAAGAAGCUGCGUAAAGACUAUGGCAACAAGGUGGUCGGAGAGGUGACCCUCGACCAGGUGUACGGUGGUGCUCGCGGUAUCAAGUCGCUCGUGUGGGAAGGCUCCGUCCUCGACGCUGAGGAGGGUAUCCGCUUCCGUGGCAGGACAAUCCCCGAGUGCCAGGAAGUUCUCCCCAAGGCACCUGGUGGACAAGAGCCUCUGCCAGAAGGUCUCUUCUGGCUUCUGCUCACUGGCGAGGUCCCAUCUGAGCAGCAGGUCCGUGACCUGUCUGCUGAAUGGGCUGCUCGAUCCGAUGUCCCAUCCUUCGUGACCGAGCUCAUCGACCGCUGCCCGUCCGACCUCCACCCAAUGGCUCAGUUCUCGCUCGCCGUCACUGCUCUCGAGCACGAGUCCUCGUUCGCAAAGGCAUAUGCCAAGGGCGUGAAGAAGACCGAGUACUGGCAAUACACCUUCGAGGACAGCAUGGACCUCAUCGCCAAGCUCCCCACCAUUGCUGCUCGUAUCUACCGCAACGUAUACAAAGAUGGCAAGGUCCCCGCCGUGCAAAAGGACAAGGACUACAGUUACAACUUGGCCAACCAGCUCGGCUUCGCCGAUAACACCGACUUUGUUGAGCUGAUGCGCCUCUACCUCACCAUCCACACCGAUCACGAGGGUGGUAACGUCUCUGCCCACACCACUCACCUGGUUGGCUCCGCACUGUCCUCGCCAUACCUUUCGCUCGCUGCUGGACUCAACGGUCUCGCCGGUCCACUUCACGGUCUUGCUAACCAGGAAGUGCUCAACUGGCUGCAGUCGAUGAAGAAGUCGGUCGGCUCUGAUCUUUCCGACGAGAACAUCACCAAGUACCUGUGGGACACGCUCAAGGGUGGCCGUGUUGUGCCCGGUUACGGCCACGCGGUGCUCCGCAAGACUGACCCACGUUACGUGUCUCAGCGCGAGUUUGCUCUCAAGCAUUUGCCAGAUGACCCCAUGUUCAAGCUCGUUUCCCAGGUCUACAAGAUUGCCCCCGGCGUGUUGACGGAGCACGGAAAGACCAAGAACCCAUACCCCAAUGUCGAUGCCCACUCUGGUGUUCUCCUCCAGUACUACGGCUUGACGGAGCAGAACUUCUACACGGUCCUCUUCGGUGUCAGCAGAGCGAUUGGAGUCCUUCCUCAGCUCAUCAUCGACCGUGCUGUUGGCGCACCCAUCGAGCGACCCAAGUCGUUCAGCACCGAGGCCUGGGCCAAGCUCGUCGGAGCUAAGCUCUGAACUGCCUAUACACUGCCUCGCCGACCACGCAAGGACGCGCGCAUCCAGCGCGCACUCGCUCUACUCGGCGGCGACGGCGGUGGCACAGAAUCAAGAAGAACAGGGCAUUGAUCUGGGUUAUUGCAGAUGAAGUACAAAGGUGAAUCACAGCGUGGUGCACGUGUAACACAAGCUUCUAGUGUCUACAUAGAGCGUUUUCUGGGAGGAGGAAUGGCUAGAAGAGAGCCUAGCAGAGCGAAGUGUCCCAGCUAGAUCAUUCUCCUCUGUAUGUACGAUUAUGCAUUCACGGGCGACAGUGCCUACCUACCUUGCUC
This is a messenger RNA of Sphaerulina musiva SO2202, 1842 nucleotides long. RefSeq names its product citrate synthase. The record is from RefSeq and is a predicted model, not a curated record. Lineage: Eukaryota; Fungi; Ascomycota; Dothideomycetes; Mycosphaerellales; Mycosphaerellaceae. The coding region runs from base 101 to 1528 and encodes 475 amino acids. The transcript has 2 exons. Gene Ontology annotation, cellular component: mitochondrial matrix. Gene Ontology annotation, biological process: carbohydrate metabolic process; citrate metabolic process; tricarboxylic acid cycle.